Myripristis murdjan (pinecone soldierfish) is the source of this 1822-nucleotide messenger RNA. It is a transcript of the gene evi2b, whose product is annotated as ecotropic viral integration site 2B. The transcript is spliced from 3 exons. Lineage: Eukaryota; Metazoa; Chordata; Actinopteri; Holocentriformes; Holocentridae. The record is from RefSeq and is a predicted model, not a curated record. The coding region runs from base 145 to 1632 and encodes 495 amino acids.
UGAGGGACACGAUGUGAGCAAUGCAACUGCAAAAUAUCGUACAACUAUUGUACAUUUAAUAAAUCCUGGAAUAACACCAAAAGUUAGCCUGUGUACAGUUUUUUUGCAACAAAGACACAGAAACCUGUUGGAGGGCAGAAGAAAAUGAGGACCAUAUGUUUUGUAUUCCUUAUUUUUCUGUGGCUGCUGCCCCUGACAGUAAAUGGUAUGCCAACACCAAGCUACAAUCACAUCACCACAAAUUUAACGACUGGUGAGGUGACAGCAAGUGAAAAGACCUUUACAUCUGGCUUUCAUACGGAUGACGAGACAGUACAACUUAGUGGUUCCUCAAUGAAUACCACCACAAUAAAGCCUGUAGGGGUUUUGCCUACACUAGAUGCCGAGGCUGCAGGUACUGAUUUCACAUUGACCCAGAUUGCCACAACAACAGAGACGCUAAUUACAACUGCCAGCCCUGGACCUUUCCAGCCACCAGCUCAGUAUUCUGCAACACUCGGUCUGGAAGGAUCAACAGAUACCCAAACAGUACCAAAUCCAAGUAUUUCAGUUUUGUCUUGGUCAAAUGACUCGACAACAGAGGGAACACAAAACACAACAGGAGUCCCACCUCAACUCGCAUCAUCAGCGACAACAGCUAUAACCAUUCGAACCAACAUCUCAAUCACAGAGGCUCCAAGUACAUCUCCACCGCCAAGCACUGCCUCUCAAAACCCAAGCAGAGAAACAACAUCCAACCUCACUGCCACUCGUAAACAUCUUACCAGCCCACCUUUGGUAGGUCCAACACAGGCAACAACUUAUUUCUUGAAUGAAACACGUUCUGCUACGCCUGCUGAACACAACUCUACGCAUGAAGGCACAGUCACAGUUGAUGGUGACAGUGGUGGGGCUACACGGCACACAGAAGGUAUGCACAAAACAUCCAUGGCAACCACGAGGAAACCACUAAUUGUCAUGACCAAGGCAAAGAAGAAACCAAAAACACAAGAGAAAAACACUGACAACAAGUCAAAGGCAAAUAACCAUGGUAUAGCUGUGGCAUGGAUAAUAGGUGCAGCAUUAGUGCUGAUGUUGGUGGGGUUCCUGGUCAUCUAUGUAAAGAAACAGAAGCUCCAGAAGCAGCAGGUCAACACUAGAGACUGGGCUGGCCCUUCACCAUUUCUCGAUGGUGCACAUGACAGCAAUGGCCAGGUAGAAAUGAGGUCAUUCAAUCGAGUUUCCCUCACCAGCUUCCUGCCUCAGAGGCUUUCCAGGAGGCUGUCCUUGCUCCAGGAAAUGGAUGAAGAAGACAUUAAGACAGACAGUACAUUUAGAGAUAAUCCCCCUGGCAGUACGUUUGGAAUUGAGGUAGCCAAAGAUGACACACAAGCAGGAAAUGAAACCGCUGUGGUGGUUUCAGAAAAGACCCAGAUGGGGGAAGCUCAAGAGGCUGAUGGACCUCUUUUCGAAGAGACCACUCCACAAACCAGUGACACAUCAUCCACACCUAACCCUGAAACUAAACAGACUGCUGCACCUUCAGAGCCUGUUGACCUCGGAGAGGAUAAUUCUGCAACUGCCCCUCCUCCAUCUCAUUCUGUAGACCCAAGCCCUCCACCACUGUUGGAUGAAGGUCAGGUUCAAACCUAGAUGAAAAGAGCAUCCAAUCUUUUCGCCAAGCACAUUUAGCAUAAACUCUAUUCUGCAGAAUCACUUUCACUGGACUGUGCAGCAACAAGUGUGACUAUAAAGACAGGAAACUCACUCUGGUCCUUAUCCUAACAGAGGAAACCACAGUCACCAAGGUACAGAGCAAAAAGAUGCCUAUCUUUACCACCCC